This is a messenger RNA of Staurois parvus, 244 nucleotides long. NCBI's taxonomy places the organism in Eukaryota, Metazoa, Chordata, Amphibia, Anura, Ranidae. The record is from the annotation of a GenBank genome assembly.
AAAAAAAAAAAAAAAAAAAAAAAAAAUCUAUUUUGGGCCAGUUUUCCUUUGAAAAAAAAAAAAAAAAAAAAUCAGGAGAUAUCCAUUACCAUUUACCACCAAAUGAAAGCCCAAUUAAUCCUGAAAAAAACAAGGUAUAAUUCACCUGGAUGUACAAAAUAGUUGUGAUGAUAUGUACUGUCAACGUUGCUAAAUUUUACUUUGGCAUUAAGAUUUGUUUUAUCUUAGGUGUGAAGGGGUUAAA